GGAGGCCACAGCAGAGAACCACAGUGCUCCCACCUCUCCUUGCCCAAGAGCCUGGAAGUGGGGCUAGGAGAAAGAGGAGGCAAAAAGGAUGGGCAGCAAGGAAGAUGUGGGCAAGGGGUGUGCAGCGGCCGGUGGUGUCUCCAGCUUCACUAUCCAGUCCAUCCUGGGAGGGGGCCCCUCGGAAGCACCGAGGGAGCCUGUCGGCUGGCCGGCCAGGAAGCGCAGCCUGUCCGUGUCCUCGGAGGAGGAGGAGCCGGACGACGGCUGGAAGGCGCCCGCCUGCUACUGCCCAGACCCGCACGGUCCCAAGGAGCCGGGCUCCAAGCACCAUCCCCCCGUCCCCUUUCCUUGUCUGGGUACACCGAAGGGCAGCGGAGGCGCUGGGCCGGCGGGUUCAGAGCGCACGCCUUUCCUCUCCCCUUCACACUCGGACUUUAAAGAGGAGAAAGAGAGGCUUUUGGCCGCCGGCUCGCCCUCGCCAGGGCCAGAGCGGCCGCGGGACGGAGGCGCUGAGCGGCAGGUGGGAGCGGCCAAAAAGAAGACGCGCACCGUCUUCUCGCGCAGCCAGGUGUACCAGCUGGAGUCCACCUUCGACAUGAAGCGCUACCUGAGCAGCUCGGAGCGCGCCGGCCUGGCCGCCUCGCUGCACCUCACUGAGACGCAGGUCAAGAUCUGGUUCCAGAAUCGCCGCAACAAGUGGAAGCGGCAGCUGGCCGCGGAGUUGGAGGCGGCCAACCUGAGCCACGCCGCGGCGCAGCGCAUUGUGCGCGGCAUGCCGCUGGUGUUCCGGGACAGCUCGCUGCUGCGCGUGCCGGUGCCGCGCUCUCUCGCCUUCCCUGCGCCGCUCUACUACCCCAGCAGCAACCUCUCCGCCUUACCGCUCUACAACCUGUACAACAAGCUCGACUACUGACUCGCCUGCCGGCCUCCCGCCUCCACCUGCCCGCGGACCCUGGCGCGGCUUGCGCCCUCACAGGGCUCCAGAGCAAAAGGGCGUGUGUCCAGAAAUAUUAAGAAAUACACCAUGUGUAUUCAUUAUCUCGUAUUUAUGGGCUCUGCCCUACUUUUCUUUUUUUGUUUGUUCGGGUAUUUAUCGGCACUCCUCAAGCUGGAUCGCCUGCUUUCCACCUAAACCAAACCAAUGAGUUUUCAAAACCGUAUUGGAGGGGGAUUUUUUUGGGGUCGUGGUGGGAAAGGGAGUUUUGGCCAGAUCGGCUUUGGUUGGUAGGAAAAAAAGUCAGAAAACACCAACAAAACUAGAUAUACUCCUUACCCGUAUGUACACCUGGCUAUAUGUACACGCACUCACACUCGGCCAAACCAGGCUCUCUGGGGCUUUGGACAUUGAUCUAAUCACCUCUUUUUCUUUCCUUCAUCCUGAGGAUGGGUAGGGGCGAAAUGGGGAUAGUGCAGAUCUGUAAAUAUUUUAAAAGAAAAAAUAAAACAUUUUAAACAUCGUUGCUAAGGAGGGACUGUUUAUCCUGCAGAAUAAGUCGCAGGAGGCUUUCUCGCUUUUCAGAGACAGAGCUCCACUUCGUACCACGUGGAGGGUGGGGCCGGGGUCAAUGGUAAAAGGUCAGGAAGUCAUCGCUGCUUGGGGCGCACUUCCCAGUCCCUACUUGCAGUCCCCAUAAUCUUGGCGCGGGCUGGGGCCCACUCCGGCUGGAUCAGGCUCCAGAGCCUGUGCCAGGAAAGACAAAGGCAGGAAGGCUGGUUAUGCGGCUGAAGCGGUUGUGUGAAUGAGCCCUGCCAGGGCGCAAAGAGCAACUUCUUGCACUGUAUCGCCUUGGGUUCGGCCAAAGCAGGGCACGCGACGACGUAACCCAAGCUAGGCCGGCGUGCCUUUUCUCCUCCGACGUAGGGCAGGCUGCGGCGCCGCUUGUCAGUUGGUAAAGCGUCCAGUCGUCGCCCUGAGCCUGGUGCGACCCGCUCACAGCCACGCACAGUUCUCCAGCUGAUUACACAGUUUCGCGUCUCGCGCGUAGCCGGAGCUGUACGCAGCAAGGCCACACAGGGAUCCGAGGUCGGAAAGAAGGCGCAGGAGCAAAGGCGCUUCUCCCCACUCUUUUUUGUUAAUACAGUAUUUUGCAUUGUGCUUGGCUAAAUGGCUAGAGGACUGG
This is a messenger RNA of Fukomys damarensis (Damara mole-rat), 2120 nucleotides long. RefSeq names its product H6 family homeobox 2 (gene Hmx2). Gene Ontology annotation, molecular function: DNA-binding transcription factor activity, RNA polymerase II-specific; RNA polymerase II transcription regulatory region sequence-specific DNA binding. The record is from RefSeq and is a predicted model, not a curated record. Gene Ontology annotation, biological process: regulation of transcription by RNA polymerase II. NCBI's taxonomy places the organism in Eukaryota, Metazoa, Chordata, Mammalia, Rodentia, Bathyergidae. Bases 89 to 913 code for a protein of 274 amino acids. Gene Ontology annotation, cellular component: nucleus. The transcript is spliced from 4 exons.